AUGGCUCUCGCAGAAGGCGAAGGCCAUGAAUAUCAAGUGGAAGACAACAUUGCCGAACAUGGUCUUAAUUACGAAUUGGGAGAUGGCUCGAAAGCAACUCAAGAUGGCAUCUUGAAACAUGUCGAUGACAAUCAUGAAGGUGAGGCCAUUCAGGGAAGAUUUGCCUUCAUUUCCGAUGAUGGCGAAGAAUAUUCCAUUUCAUAUACCGCCGAUGAGAAUGGCUAUCGUCCAGUUGGUGCUCAUUUGCCCACACCACCACCAAUUCCAGAAUCAGUAUUGAAGACAUUGAAAUAUUUGGAAGAACAUCCCUACAACCCAGAUAAAGAACAAAAGAGAUAUCGUUAA
Molecule: messenger RNA, 345 nt
Organism: Musca vetustissima
Lineage: Eukaryota; Metazoa; Arthropoda; Insecta; Diptera; Muscidae
Product: endocuticle structural glycoprotein SgAbd-3-like
Exons: 2
Coding region: 1-345 (114 amino acids)
Cellular component (GO): chitin-based extracellular matrix
Molecular function (GO): structural constituent of chitin-based larval cuticle
Source: RefSeq, a predicted model, not a curated record